UAAACUGUAAACUCUCACAGACUCUCUGAUAUGCUGGAUACUGAGGUCCAUGAGUCAUGAUACUGUUUCCGGUCAUACGAUAUUGUAAGCGACAUCCGGGCAUGAGAGGAUCUAAUAGCCGAUUUCCUUGAAAUACUUCUAAUAUAUUUUAAUCGUCUUUCGCUAUUGAAAUCCGUAUAGUGAUAUUCGGGGGUUCCUUUCCACAAAGCACUACAUACCUGGCUGUUAUUAAAUUUUCUUAUACACCCAUAAGUUCGACCAGCUGAGUUUACUGCAGUGCCCGAAAUGAAGAUUAAUUUUUAAACCCAGUGUGUAGAGACUAGUCGUGUCAGUAACAAGUGAAUAUACAUUGCAUGUAUAAAAAACGACAAAUGUAUAGGUCUUAUCUAUCAGUCGCUAUGAAAUUUGUGCUUUUAUUCUUCCUAUUUAGUGCUGCUACAGGCUCCAGAAUCCUGUUGGAAGAAGGUUCCAAAGACCAGGAAUCUGCCCUUGAUACAGAGGUCACACCUAUCAAAGGAGUCAAAGGCUGGCCGCGGGAGGUAUGUCGUUGUGUUUGUGACGUAGCCAACUCAGUCUGGAAGUUCUCGAAGAAGUGUUACGGCAGAGUCAAACGCCUAUGUUGUAAUCAGUCACCAAGAGUGGGUUGGCAACCAAUGAGACAGGAGGAGGAUAGGAUGGAUUUCAACAUUGGAAAACAGUUGGUGUCUGACAACAAUGAAGAUCACAACGUUUGACCUUCAAUACAACUGUGCCACAUUUGAAGAGAACGAAUAAGAGAUAACCUUGGUUCACAUACAUGAUACAUCUGUGUCUAUCUUUCGUUACCAACAGAAAUUUUGUUUACGAUCUUUGUCUAGAUUUAUUUCAUGAUAAACAAUAAAAACAUUGCCGCAACGUUA
Molecule: messenger RNA, 899 nt
Organism: Homalodisca vitripennis (glassy-winged sharpshooter)
Lineage: Eukaryota; Metazoa; Arthropoda; Insecta; Hemiptera; Cicadellidae
Exons: 3
Coding region: 354-734 (126 amino acids)
Source: RefSeq, a predicted model, not a curated record